This is a messenger RNA of Zophobas morio, 1362 nucleotides long. Its product is annotated as ankyrin repeat domain-containing protein 29. Lineage: Eukaryota; Metazoa; Arthropoda; Insecta; Coleoptera; Tenebrionidae. The transcript has 8 exons. Bases 227 to 1138 code for a protein of 303 amino acids. The record is from RefSeq and is a predicted model, not a curated record. Gene Ontology annotation, molecular function: protein binding.
GUUCAAUAUUUGCGAGCAAGUGCUCCAAGUCCAAGUAAAAUACGUCGCGUUUGGUUAAAAACGCACUGUUUUCACACCUGAACAGUUGCGUAACCGUAACACGAGGAAAUCCAGCACUUGGAGGAAUUCCGAUGCAGUCUGUAUUCGAAAGUCGGACCGGUCAGCACGUUCUGCUCGUAAACACGGUGCGUUUUUAGUUACGAUUUUGGGUCAAGACGGAAUUAGAAUGUCAUUAAAGAAGGAAUCUUUGUCGGACGUUCAGCUCCACUUGGCUGCUUUAAACGGCGACUUGCUUCUUCUCAAAAGGAUUCUGGAUAGCGGCAAAGUACACGUGGAUUCCAGAGAUAAGGAAGGUACAACGCCCCUAAUUCUAGCAUCAGCCAACGGCCACUUCGACUGCGUGCAAGAGCUCCUCGAGCAAGGUGCCGAUCCUAAAGCAAAACGAAUAACGGGAACGACUCCUCUCUUUUUCGCAGCACAAGGAGGCCACUUGGACGUCGUCAAUAUCCUCCUAGACAAAGGGGCUCCACUGGAUUCAGCGAGUGUCGAUGGGGGAAGUCCGUUAUUUGUGGCCUGUCAAUGCGGACACAUGGAUGUGGUUAAGGAGCUGGUGAAACGAGGUGCCAAAGUCAAUACGCACAUGAAGGAUAAAGCCACACCACUUUUUAUCGCCGCCCAGAAUGGCCAUUACAAGGUGUUGGUGUUUUUGUUAGCGCAGGGCGCUAUUGUAGAUGCCAGCAGGACGGAUGGAGCCACUCCUUUGUGGAUAUCCGCUCAAAUGGGCCAUGAUCAUAUCGUUGCGCAAUUAUUGCGCGCUGGGGCAAGGGUGGAUGCCGCCAGAUACGACGGGGCUACUGCGAUUUUUAAAGCAUCGCACAAAGGACACUCCGCCGUUGUUGGAGAAUUACUGAAAUACAAGCCAUCACUGGGUCUUCUUUCGAACGGAGAAAGUGCACUCCACGCCGCCGCUUUGUCCGGGAGCCUUCCAGUCUGCAAGCAACUCAUCGCCGCCAGCGCGGAUCCCAACCUGAAAAACCAAGAGGGAUUUUCUCCAGCAGAGGUGGCGCAAAGACACAGACACAGCACCGUCAGCGAUUAUUUGCGGAAUUGUGCUAACCGUCAACUUCCCGCCAAAUGACACCGGAUUAAACAAUUAAACUCGUUUAUUACUAUGUGAGACUGUUAAUUUAUUUUUGUUACGAUAAGAGACUCGUCUGUGCCUUCUCUUCACGUUUGCUCAAACCGAGACUUUUGAAUUUUCCAUUUUGAUCUUAUAUUUGAGAUUGUUUAUUGUUUUCGAGCGGUUUCUAUGUGCAAUGUGUUUGUUACUCAUGUUAAAUAAUAAAUGGAGAUGAAAGUGUU